AUGACCUGGAAAUUUCCGCCUAUCUACAAGAAAAUGGAUAUUAGAAAGUACUGUGGAUAUAAUAUCAUCGAUAGCAUCAAGACCAACUUCCAGAAUGCUUACGAACGCAACAAGGCCUGUGAAGGCAUUGAACUUAUUUACGGCCGCGCCUGUUUUGUUAAGCCUAAGAUAAUUAAGGUUCAGCAGGAGACUAGCAAUGUUACCUACAUUACUGCUCCUUCCAUUCUCAUCAUUAUCAGUAAGCAUCCUAAAAUCCCUUAA
Penicillium cosmopolitanum is the source of this 261-nucleotide messenger RNA. RefSeq lists its product as uncharacterized. The coding region runs from base 1 to 261 and encodes 86 amino acids. Lineage: Eukaryota; Fungi; Ascomycota; Eurotiomycetes; Eurotiales; Aspergillaceae. The transcript is spliced from 2 exons. The record is from RefSeq and is a predicted model, not a curated record.